Molecule: messenger RNA, 1265 nt
Organism: Sinocyclocheilus grahami
Lineage: Eukaryota; Metazoa; Chordata; Actinopteri; Cypriniformes; Cyprinidae
Product: C-C chemokine receptor type 1-like
Exons: 2
Coding region: 175-1170 (331 amino acids)
Biological process (GO): cell chemotaxis; G protein-coupled receptor signaling pathway; positive regulation of cytosolic calcium ion concentration
Cellular component (GO): membrane; external side of plasma membrane
Molecular function (GO): C-C chemokine binding; C-C chemokine receptor activity
Source: RefSeq, a predicted model, not a curated record
CGAGUCUUGAGAAAAUUCUGACGUCACAUAAAAAGGAAGUAGAGGAGGAUUUCAAGAUAUGAUUCAGAUUUGUGCAGCUGUAGACAGACACACAUGCACACAAACUCCUGCAGUUUCUAUUAAUGAACCGGCCAGUCGAGCUGUGAACAGUGCUGUGGGUCGUUGGUAGCCACCAUGAUGGAAACGCCUAACACAACGCCAGACGUUUAUGAAGACUAUUCGCUGAUGACCGGCAGAACCGUUCAGUGCAACACCAUCGCCAUCAACAACUUCUGCCAACAUUUUCUUCCACCCUUCUACUACGUCAUCUUCAUCGCCAGCGUACUGGGCAAUGGAGUGGUUCUGCUCGUCCUCUACAAGUUCGAAAAGCUCAACACGGUCACAAAUAUAUUCCUCAUGAACCUGGUGGCCUCCAACCUCAUCUUCACCCUCACGCUCCCGUUUCAAGCCGUUCAUCAUUCGGACCAGUGGAUCUUCGGAGAAGCUCUGUGUAAGCUGGUGACCGGCGCAGACUAUCUGGGCUUCUACAGCUCCAUCCUCUUCCUCACCCUCAUGACGUUCGACCGCUAUCUGGCCGUGGUGCAUUGCGUUGUCGCCAACAAACGACGCAGAAGCUGCUACGCUGUCGUGCUGUCUGCAGUCGUCUGGAUCAUUAGCGUCCUCGCCAGCCUCCAACCCUUCAUCCAUUUCACUGUUGAAGAGUAUCCGAUGGAAGGACUGGUGUGCGAAGACUCCAGCGAUGCUCAGUGGAGAGUCUUCAGUCUCUAUAAGCAGCUUGUGUUGUUUUUUAUCCUGCCGCUGACUGUAUUCGUCUACUGCUACUUCAGGAUAACGCUGACCGUCCUGGCCAUGCGGAUGGUAGGCAAACAUCGCACCGUGUGGCUCAUUUUCAUCAUCGUCCUGAUGUUUUUCGCAUUCUGGAGCCCGUAUAACAUCAUCAUGAUGAUCAAUGAGAAUCAGGAUCCUAGACAGUGUAAUAGCAGCCUUCUGUACGCACAGUACGUCACUAGUAACAUCGCUCGCUUGUAUUUCUGCAUUAACCCUGUGCUUUACACCUUUCUGGGAAGGAAGUUUCAGAAUCAUGUGCGAGGCGUGUUAGUGAGCCAGGUCCCGUGUUUAUCAGACCGGAUCAGUGUCAGCGCAAGUAGCAGAACUUUAGCUAAAGACUGAAUGAUUACAGUGAAGCGUUGUGCUUUCAUUAACAGUCACGCUUUUAUUCUACAUGUCUUUAUAGAAAAAGUGCAAUGAACUUGGUUGAUGUAUAU